CCCAAAUGGAGUAAAUAUUUUGGACAGCAUUGCAAACGCUCAUUGCCUGCGUUUCAACAUCAACAUUGUACCUGCUGCAGACUCACUGCCGCGUGACGAUCAACCUGCGGAUCAACACCUGCGAGAUAUUAUUACCGAAGUUGGACAACCGUUGCUCGCGAUUCCACAUUCUGCUAGCCCGGGACGCACGUCACACAGUAGCAUGGUAGCCCUGGACCCACCUAGCUCAGCGUUGCCUAAUGCCAGUACCAGCAAUCUUCAGCUCACACGUUCCUGCCAUCUUAGUCGUCCCGGCUCUGAGUCUAGCGCUGGGGUCAGGGCUUACCAAGCUGCCGCUCACGGCAAGUAUUUCUCUUUUUACGACGUUACUCAGCCUGAUGCCGUUCCCACUUCCAGACUAGCUCCAGCCGAUCCAGCAUCACAAAUCCUGCUUUACUACCAGAACACCGGCGGCAUCAACAUGUCCAUUGCUGACUACCAGCUAGCAUGCAACGACGCUUGCUAUGAUAUUUAUGCUUUCACCGAAACCUGGCUGAACAACAACACUCUAUCACAUCAACUUUUCAACGAAACGUAUUCCGUUCAGUUCACAACAGUUCACAACAGCAACAAGAGCAGUGGUGGUGGAGUUCUCCUAGCUGUUCGCUCCAGCUUCAAAUCUCGUCUAUUGAAACCUCCUGAGGACUUAACGGUAGAGCACCUGUGGGUGGCGAUUUCAAUGCUUACUGGCACUCUGUUUGUUUGCGUAAUAUACGUGCCUCCCGAUCGCGUCAACGACUGUACCCUAAUAGAAAAGCACACUCUUUCUCUGGAAUGGGUCGUUUCACAAAUGGGAGCUACAGACAACAUUGUCAUUUUGGGCGACUUCAACCUUAGUACAAUAUCAUGGCUUCACGGCAGUAACAACUUCCGGUUCCCAGAUAACUCUCGUUCAUCGAUCAGGCCAGCAUCGUUAGUCCUACUCGAUGCGUACUCUUCUGCUAGGCUCCGGCAAGUGAACGGCACUAUGAACGCCAACAACCGUUUGCUCGACUUGUGCUUCAUCAGCGAGGAGCUGGGACAUAGCUGUUCACUUUUACAAGCUCCGGCACCGCUUGUAAAAAAUUGCAGACAUCAUCCACCUCUGCUAAUGACGUUAGAACUACUUCCUGAGCAUCAUUUUGAAGCAAUCGCUGAAACCGUUCACUACGACUUUUACAACACUGAUUUUGAGGGAAUGAAAAACCUUAUAGCUGGUGUUGACUGGACUACAUCUCUUAGCGGUGACGAUGUUAACUCCGCAGCAUCGACUAUGAGUAACAUUCUUAUUUAUGCAAUUGAUCGGAUUGUGCCUAAAAAACUUACCCGUGAGCAGCCACAUCCAAGUUGGUCAAACUCAGAGCUGAGACGCUUGAAGAGACUUAAAAGGGCGGCACUAAAGAAAUAUAGUAAACGUCGAACCGAUUUGUCGAAAGCUGAAUACUUACGCGCCAACACUGCAUAUAAACGCCUCAAUAGUGCUUUGUACAACAACUACCAGUUUAAUCUGCAGAAUCGACUGAAAACGAACCCCAAAAAAUUCUGGAGCUAUGUGAACAAACAGCGCAAAGAAUUUGAGCUGCCUUCUAGUAUGACCAACGGGACCGACAAUGUUGACACCGUCGAAGGUAUCGCUGACCUAUUUCGCACGCAAUUUUACAGCGUAUUCUCCGCUGAAAAUGUAAACGACCAGACAUUGCGAAUGCCACUAAUAAUUUGCCUACCAUGAGAAUGCUCGGCUCUCCGUUCGUCAUUGAUAGAGACAUGGUGAUUGCAGCCGGGAACCAGAUGAAAAUAUCAAACGGAUACGGCCCUGACGGCAUUCCUUCUCUAAUUUUAAAACGAUGCUUAAAUUUGCUUGCUACACCUUUGGCCAAGGUCUUCAAUUUAUCCUUGACGACGGGCGUCUUUCCCGAAUGCUGGGAGAAUUCCUUCAUCUUUCCCAUCCACAAGAAAGGAUGCAAGCGGACCGUUUCUAACUAUCGCGGUAUAACUAUCGCGUCGCUUAGUUCUGUCUCAAAGCUGUUUGAAAAAAAUGUUCUUUCCAAAUUGACUAAUGAUUGUUCGCACGCCAUCUCCCUGGACCAGCAUAGAUUCAUGCCUAAGCGCUCGACGACGACUAAUUUGAUUACUUUUACAUCGUUCAUUAUACGAGAGAUUGAACACGGUAAUCAAGUGGACGCUGUAUAUACCGACCUUUCCGCAGCUUUCGACAGAGUAAAUCACGAGAUUGCUUUAGCGAAAUUCGACAAAAUCGGAAUGAACGACAAUUUGCUUUCUUGGCUGCGCUCCUACCUCACUGGAAGAACCAUGGCUGUUAAGCUCGGCGAUUAUACGUCGUUUCCGUUUCCCGUUACAUCCGGCGUUCCUCAAGGCAGUCACCUUGGGCCAUUCCUUUUUCUGCUGUUCAUGAACGACUUGAAUUCGAUUUUAAAAUGCAUGAAAUUAUCCUACGCAGAUGAUUUGAAGCUAUACAGCACAAUAAAAAACUCUCUCUUGACGCCCAGUCUCUACAAUCUGACUUGGAAGCCUUCAGCGAUUGGUGCAGCUUAAACAGGAUGUCACUUACUGUGUCUAAGUGCUCAGUUAUCUCCUUCGGUCGAAAACAUGCGAUGUACCUCCACGACUACAGUUUACAAGGAUCUGCUUUGAAACGUGAGACGGUGGUGAAGGACUGGGAGUCAUGCUCGAUUCAAAAUUAACCUUCAAGAAUCACGUUGCUUAUUUAGUUUCAAAGGCGUCGUCGCAACUGGGUUUUUUGUUUCGUUUCGCUAAAAGCUUCAAAAACGUGCACUGUCUCAAAGCUCUUUAUUGCUCCCUGGUCCGUCCUAUAUUAGAAUAUUCCGCCAUCGUAUGGUGUCCUUUUUACCAAAACACAGUUAAGAGGAUUGAAGCUGUGCAGCGAAAAUUUGUUCGCUUCGCAUUAAGGCAGUUUCCUUGGCGAGACUCUCGUAAUCUACCGAGCUAUGAGAGUCGAUGCAAGCUCAUCAAUUUAGAGCUGCUGGAAGGAAGGCGCAACUUGGCCAAGGCCUGUUUCGUGGGAGACCUGAUACAGGGACACAUAGA
This is a messenger RNA of Wyeomyia smithii (pitcher-plant mosquito), 3084 nucleotides long. RefSeq lists its product as uncharacterized. The record is from RefSeq and is a predicted model, not a curated record. The coding region runs from base 203 to 1747 and encodes 514 amino acids. Gene Ontology annotation, molecular function: catalytic activity. Lineage: Eukaryota; Metazoa; Arthropoda; Insecta; Diptera; Culicidae. The transcript is spliced from 2 exons.